This is a messenger RNA of Ornithodoros turicata, 8013 nucleotides long. RefSeq lists its product as uncharacterized. Gene Ontology annotation, molecular function: metalloendopeptidase activity. Lineage: Eukaryota; Metazoa; Arthropoda; Arachnida; Ixodida; Argasidae. Gene Ontology annotation, biological process: protein processing. The transcript has 2 exons. The coding region runs from base 136 to 7950 and encodes 2604 amino acids. The record is from RefSeq and is a predicted model, not a curated record. Gene Ontology annotation, cellular component: plasma membrane.
UGUGGCCAAUGGCCAUUCUCCUUGGGGCAGAAGAAGAAGAUAGUUCGAGCUAGACCUGCGACCAUUCUGCGUUCUUCAAACGGCGUAGGAACGAAGGAGGCUGUUGAGCGCACUCAUUACAGCUGAACAUUUCCGAUGGAGGAUUCAAACGACACAGCUGGCGUUUCACCGCCCGAAGAGGAAGACCUCAGCUUCCACGAAACUCAAGAAUGGAGCGCACCUGGAUGGAACGUCGGCCGAAGACAGGGUAAGCGCGGCAAGCGCGGUAAAAGAGAUACACGAAGAGACCGGCGCUCUAAGCGAGAGAAGCAACGGAAACAGCGAAAAGCACCCGAAGCGAACCGGCCGAAGACUCCAAGUAGUGCGGAAGAAUCUCUGGAACAAGUGAAGCUCUCAGCACCGGGCAAAGAUAAAACCGUAGCACCUGCACAAGAACGAUCGCUUGACGGAGAAGUCGAAGGACUUUGCUCUGCUGUAGGAGACGACCUGUCCUCUGCUUUUGAGACCGAGGUAACCGGAGAGGAUACUGUCCUGUCGAGUACGAGGGGGAUGAGGCAAAAAGAAGCAAAGAAGGGCACGACUGCUGAUAUGGACACAGAAUCACACUCGUCCUUCACGGGUUCAAAGGCAAGUGCCGAUGAGGGUGGGGAUGAGUUCACAGCAGAGCUCGGCAGAGAGAAGCUGACUGAAAAAGCGGUAGAAUUCGCUAAAGAGGCAAAAAAAUGGGCGGCUGCGAUGAAACAGAUGAAUGCGAAAGCCGAGAACUUGAAGCAAGCUAUGGUUGGGACAGACCAAGAGAAGGCCAAGAGGGAUGCCUAUGUGGAUGAGUAUAAGAAGAAAGCAAUAGCUUGCGAACGGAACGCCCGUAGAGCUAUUGCAAAAUAUAAGGAGAUCCUAAGUGAAAUUAAGAAGUUACCACCAGAGCCGAAGGGAAACAAUCUGGAUGUGUACGGGGAAGAUGAGGACAUAUCCAAAUUGGAUCAGGAGAUUACACAAACGAUCGGCGCUAAAGUAUCUGGAAAAAAUCCCGCAGAACCAAAAAAGAAAUUCGAAGAGCCGCAACCAAAGAACGUUUCGGACACUCUCCAGAAAGCUUCCGUAUGUGAUAGUCCUGCUACAGUGGAACAUGCCAAAGGUGCGAGUUUGGCCGACCCUGCAGCACUCACGAACGUUGUAAAGCAGAAUCUCAACUGGGGACAAACCUACCAGGGAUACUAUCCAUUUCGACCUAGAUUGCUUUUGAGACCUGGCAUGGACUUCGGCAGACUAGAAUACGUACCCAUGGCCCCUGAAGGGUACGUUCCCCGACCAGCGGCGUCCUACAUGUCUCCAGACCAGUACCUAUGGCCUGGAGGUGUAUUUAUGCCUGUGGAACAUGGCACCAAAAUACGUGUACCGAUGAGCGGGGAGGAAUGCUCUGGAAACUGGGGUGCGCCUGCAAUUCGUGAAGACCAGUUUAUCAGAUAUGGCAUUCCCAUUCAACCCGAGGAAUACUAUGCGAGAAUUCGGAACUACAAGCCCAAUGCUCCGUUGUUUCCACCGUGUCGUCCAGGAAUUCCUGAACUUCCGGAACAAGACCUGCAUAGGCGACAGUACGGACCCGGAGCGUCGGAACCUCAGUUCGGACCUGACAAACGCACCUGUCCAGUGUUUGCACGUUCAUACCCAGUGGUGGCCUCUCAUUACCCGUCGAAGUACGGCGACCGUUACGGUGACGAUAUGGACUACUACACUCCACCUUCACGUAAAUACUCUGGAACUGAACAAACCGCGCCGAGAGUACGAUCCCGUUCACCGCUGAUUUCCGCAGCGGAAGACCUUACCGAAAGGACUGAUAUCGCUCUGAAACGUGCGAGAGACGCUGUAGAGGCGGCCCGUUUAUUGAAAGACGUAACCAACGAGGCCUACGAAGGACCAAGUUUAUUGGAAAAUAAUGAGGAGAGCUCGUCACUGUACCCACCAAGGCAUGUAAGAGAAAGGGUGGAUCGAAAGCAGACUGACAUGUCGCCUCGCGGAGCGGCAGGUACGUCGAAUAAAGGGUAUAUGGAGGCAUCCGAUAGAAAACGGCUUGACAGUUCGGAUCAGCGGCAGACAGAGAUACUAGAUCGAAGUCAAACUGGAACGCCCCGUUAUAGGCAGGUGGAUUCGUUGGAUGAGGUCCAGAUGUAUAGCUCCGGUCGCAGACAGGCAGAUAUGUUCGAUCGCAAGCACGGUCGUAGGCCAUCGGUUACACAAGACAAGAGGUCACUGGACACUUCGGGUCGAGAGGCCUCUUACAAGGCUGGUCGUAGGUCACCUCAUAUAACGGAUGGGACGACAUCAGAUGCACACUAUCGAGCGCCAACUGACGACACAUACCGUCUGAGACCGUCAGACACAUAUGACCGUGAACGGUCGGAGCGAUGGCCCUCUGACGUCUCAGGUCGCAAACCAUUUGAAAAGUCAGAACGGAGGCCACUGGAUGAGCUCGAUCGGCGAAAAGACGUGCAGUCAGAAAAACCCCUUAGGAGGACUGGGCCAUCGGUGAACAUACCAAAGGCCUUCCUAGAAAAGAUGCGGCUGGCAGAAGGAGAAGAUGAAACUACAAAGACAGCAUCUGAAGAGUCUUUGCUCCGAGACCGGCCCAAGUUCGUCAACGUGCCUUCAGAGUCGUCAGCAAAAAAACCCAAAAUGAAACGGAGAGGAAGCGUGUACGUUAAGGGCCACCUCCUGCCAAUAGAAGACGACGAGUCUGAAAAAUCUGAAAAAGAAAAGGUGACGGCUAAAAAACAACCAACUUUCGUGGAUGUACCGUCAGAGCCCCGCCCACAGAAGCCGCGACUGAAAAGAAGGGGGAGCGUUUACGUGAAAGGACAUCUCUUGCCAACAUCAGAUGAGGAUGAAUCUGACAAAGACAGUUCAUCACUGAAGCCACCAAUUAUCAUUACCAGUAACGACACACCAGGACAGAAAAAGGUAACAAAAAGUGCUCUUAAGAAGCCCAAAUUGCCGCUAGUAGCUCCAAAGCCAGAACGCACCAUCGAAGAGAAAACAUCAAUGAAGCAAUCUAAAGUAUCCCGUAAAAGUGAUUGGCCUAAGACUCAAGUCCCGCAUUCGCUACGUAAGGCGUCGAUUCCAUUUGCAAUUCGAUUCACAGCAACGCAGACUUCACGUCAGCAUCUACCGUCACAAAUAAGGUAUUUCAUGAGGGAUCAAGGAACGAACACAGACACGUCAACACCUCUCCGUAGACGGACAUGCGAGAGCCCGUUCUGCACGAAGUGCAAGACCAAGCUGUCUCCUUAUGGUACACCUUGUUCGUGGUUUCGUUCGCUGUGCUCUCAAUGUUCAGCCAAGCAGGAGGAGGCUAGCACUGAUACUUCGACCACGGAAAGUCGGCCUGUUAUAUGCCGGCUGAAAGAAUCUGUGAUGGCGGUCGCUUCUUAUAUAAGAGAUGGUCUAACUGCGCACCCAGGGAAGGCAGAACAAACUCAGCAUGCAACUUUAGCCUUGGAUGUAACUCAUACAGAGGCAGACCGUUCACGCAAACCCGUGAUUUCACAAGUGAAAGAGGCUGUGAUGAAGGAGUCUGAAUCUUCCAGUGUGGUUGAGGAUAUUCCACUCAAGACAGAGGCUGAGCUAGAGCCUGGAAAGACUUCAUCGCACGAUGCGUUGGAGUGGUUUAGGUCCUUGGAGGCUAAUUUGGUGGGGGAAAUUGCAAUGCCAAGAUCCACGGAAGUGAGAGAGGCCCUGCCAGUGGCUACAGAGCAAGCAAUCCCUCUCCCUUUGGUAAAGAAGAAAUCAGAACGGAAGCGGAAGAAAGGAAGUGGUCGCCCCAGCGAGACAAUUUCCGAGUCGUUGAAGUUGCCAGGGACGAGCGAGACGGCCAUGAAGACUUUGAAAGAGGGCGUUCAAACAGAAGGGAAAGCUUCUGAAGCGACACAAGAUAAAGACACCAUAAAAGGAUACGAUGGUGUGAGACCUAAUGAAAGCACUGUUAGACUUGGUGUCGAUGCACUUGAAAGCACUGUUUACGACGACACUAAAGAUGAAGUGUCGAGAAUGAGCGAGAUUGGCCGCAGGCUAAGUGACAUUCUAAUAGAGAUAAGUACCGAUAUGAAGGAAUGUGAAGCCGAAUCUAAGACGAGCGAUAACGAGAUUAGACCUAAAACAAGUGAUCUUGAGCUCGGUGCUAGGCCUAGUGAUACAGAAGUAGCAUCAGAGCCCAGCUUAAUAGAUAUGACAUUACCCCCAAGCAAGAGAAGUGAAAGGGCUGACAAAGUCGACCUAGAUCCAUUGAAAGAGAGCGGUGGUUUUAUCGAACGCCACACGACGAUUCUUCGCUUCAACCCCGAGGUUCAAAUCCAACCUGUUAUUUCAGACGUAGAUGAAGAUAUACCUAUCCCAACAUCAGACGCGGGACAGGAGGAGAAAGCCAUCGAAGAGAUAGCAGACAUCGAACAACUGUUAGCAACAAAAAUUGAACAGAAAGUUGAAAAGGACGAAACGAUCGAAAAGUCGCACUCACAAGACUCGUUUUUUAGAUUGGACACUGUGGCUCCGAAGCAAGAACAAGAGGACGACUCUCACAGUGAAGACCAGCCUCAGCCUGAACGACCCAUAGUGAAGCCUGAGGUACAAUAUGUCAAACGGAGCGAAAGUCCAUCGGGAACUCCGGAGGAAGCUGCCAUUGCGAAGGUCGCGAGGGCUAAGGGAAUUGGAGGCAUUGAGUUACAUGAAGAAGAUGAAAGCGAAGAAAAACAGGAAACUGUGAUCACUGCAAGCAAAGAAGAGCAGGCAACACUAUCCCCAGUGACCCCAGAGAGAAGGGUAGGUCCUGUAGCUUCUCCAAGGCCAGGAAUCCCUAAAGGAACAUCAUCACCUUUGACAGCAGCAACACAAGGACUGGCAACUCCUAUAACACCCGCAAUAGAGGAAGAGUUCUUAACUGCUAUGACACCCGGAGUAGACGAACAACCGGCAGGCCCCGUAACACCAGAAAUGGCAGAAGGUGCGGCAACUCCUAUAUUCCCAGCAAAGGACGAAGCGACAGCCACACCAGAGAGAAGCGAGGAAGAUAUUGUUCAACAUGACGAAAAAGUGCUAGAGGAGCAGGAGGAGGUUGCCCAUGAAGAAGCAGAGAGAGAAGUUGAGAUUACAAAAGAAGAGCAUGGCAAAGAUCAUUUCUUCGCGGCUACUGACGAGCAUGCCCGAAUGGAUGAAGUGACUCCAACAGCCGAGGAACCCGCGAGGGCACUGCCGGAAGAACAAAUCGAAGCACCCGAUGAAGAUCGCUUGCCAUCUGAGGAACACGCGAUAACUCAAGAAUACGUAGAAGAACAUGUGUUGGAAGAGGGUCCUGAGGGAACGGCAGAAGUGUCAAGUACAUUGCCUGAAAAAGAAGAGCCGGAACUGGAGCUUGAACAGGAACCCAUAGUCGUUUAUCCCGCCGCCUUACAAGAUUAUGCUUACGAAGGGGAAUUCGAAUCUCCCGUAUCGGAAGCACGGGAUCACGCUCCACCGGAUUACAUUCACACACCCGAGCGUGUUAUGUCGAAAGAAUCACCAGCUUAUACUCCAGCUCCUCGUCAAGUAUUUCCGCAAAGAGACGCUGCUCCGCCAGUGCUGCCGCUGGUUAUAGCCUAUAAAGAGGACAAGAAGUUUUGGGGAAUCGUAGACAGCGGUGUCACCUACUACCCCGAAAGUGUGGUCCUGUUUAUUGUGGCUGUCAUUAGCGUUGUCUGGAUAGGGUUCAUAGUGAUAACUUCAGGCGUCAGGCACGACUACAUGUAUUGGACAAGGCAUUUCACAACAGAAACAACUAGUAGCGUGACGCCUAGUAGAACCCCACCACCACCGUCGAAUGAAAGUACAACGGCCGUCAAUGAGUUUACCGUCCCCUUAUCUAUGUACUUCUGCGACAUCCCAUUCUGUCAAAGAGAGGCUAGUUACCUAUCUGCACUGCACUCUGGCGACGCCUGCACAAAUUUCUAUUCUUAUGUGUGUAACGGUCGUACUGCUGACUGGAUUCCUGACGUUGGCACUGUCGUUUCAACAGACACCCUGUUAACGGAAUUUCUGGAGUCGUUUAUCAUAGAUUACCUACAAGACACGAGCAACCAAGAUGUUACGCUGGCCAGAAGGUUGUUGACGAGUUGCGUUGACACCAGCGACGUGAGCGCGGACAUAAAUGACUUGAAAAAGAUAUUCACAGACUACUUCGCUGGAAGGCAGUGGCCAAUAGAGAGAUCGGCUACCGGCAGCCUGCAAGAUAUAUGGGUUGCGGCGGGUCAUCUCAGCAGGGAUUUGGACAUCGAGCCUCUAAUCAAAGUUACUGCAGAUGUUCACCCAGAGAAAAAGACGAGUUACAUCGUUAGCAUAGACGAACCCGAAUUAAUUGUAAGAGGGCCUCGUAUCACUGUUUCCAUCGUCUACAACGUCAUCACCGUAGCUAUCCAAGACAGCGUCGCACUCCUCCAAAGCACCGUUGACACCAACGACGUAUUGGACGACGUUGUGCAAGUCAUGUCGUUGCUUUCUUCUCUGGUUGCCAAUACCUCAAUUCGAUACUUAGGGUCAGAAAAUUAUCGCAUUAUGUCACUCGGUGAGCUGGGGUCGGACGUCAACACGACUUUAUUGUUCGUGUUUGGAAACGUCAUUAAGUACGAGGACGACGCUGAGGUACUGGUGAAAUCGCCCAAGUACUUUGAGAUGAUCAAAAGUCUACCAGCGAAAGGACUCGACCCUAGAGCUGUCUUGAACUACUUCGGCUUUCACAUCAUGCUCUACUUUGCGUCCCUAUUCCCAGCUUUGUCAAAGCUGUCGCCGCUCAACACUAUGGCAUACGGACGUUCGCAACAGCUUUCGACGGAUCCAGUUUCUGCGUGCUCUAAAGUGGUGGAACGCCUAUUCCCUGCAGUGUACCUUCGUAUUGCUGCACUUCGAAGCCAACGCAUCGGCUUCACAACCUUUCGCCGAAUGUGGGCGUCCAACAUCGAGAUAAAGUUUACCGAAGGUCUCAAGAGAUUAUCCUGGGCGCAGAAUCCUAAUUUACGUAUGACCGAUUCGAGCGACACCUAUUUCGCUCGGCACAAGUUGCAAAAGGCCAAGUUUCAGCACUUCUAUCCGCCUUGGGUGCUGGACAACGCGACAUUCCAAGACUACAUGCAAUACGUAGAGAGCAGAAUAACAGGUCACGACACCAGCAGUACGAUCAACCUGCAUCGUGCGUUGUCCAUGGCUCUUCGAUCCGACAAGACGCAUGAAAUAGUUCACGGACGACCUCCUAACUACUACGUUUCGACGUCAAUUUUCGACACGUUAGCGAGUUACGAUGCACAACACAAUACGGUCUCCAUCCCAGUAUCUAUCAUGAACGAUUCCAUACCCUGGAACGGAUCGAUGUUUGCGCUGCACAUAGCACGGUUCGGAGUGCGAAUCUACAAGGGGCUUCUGCCCUUGCUCUAUAACGAUUACGUGUACCGCGGAACGUCGGAUGAGGAUGAUGUAUUCUUCAGUGAAAGAUACGAAGUAGAGCUUCGGCGGAUGACCAGUUGUCUGCUGCAAGCGUAUCAAGACGCACCAGAGCUGCUGAAAAGUGACUACAUGAGAAACUUGGUGGAGUUAGAGGCCGCGGUGUUUUCACUUCUUGAACAGACAGUGGCUCUGAUGCAGGCCUUUUGGGCCUUUCAGGAACUGCUGAGCAUCCGGCGCAUCUGGAACUCUGACUUUCGGUUGUCCAAUGUACCAGAGAUGAGCGCGGACCAAUUGUUCUUCGUCUACUACGCCCUGGACAACUGCGAAGCGAGCGACACGAUUUAUCACAAGCGCAUGUUCGAGAGCCGGUUCCAGCUCCCAGCCGAAGACCGGGUCAACUUCCCUUUGACUCAGAUGGAGGAAUUCAAGACUGCCUUCAGAUGUCACGGAAAGUCCGCCAUGGGAUUUAACUCGCCGUGCUCCGUGGUUCAAUAAUACGUAAUUUAAGUGGAUCAAUUAUAUUUACGGUUUCGAUAAACAAUGUCUCAUACAUUGUCA